Blastocystis hominis is the source of this 690-nucleotide messenger RNA. RefSeq lists its product as hypothetical. The transcript has 4 exons. Bases 1 to 690 code for a protein of 229 amino acids. Lineage: Eukaryota; Bigyra; Opalinata; Blastocystidae. Gene Ontology annotation, biological process: ribosomal small subunit assembly. Gene Ontology annotation, molecular function: GTP binding; ribosomal small subunit binding; rRNA binding. The record is from RefSeq and is a predicted model, not a curated record.
AUGCUUAUAUGUCUCACAAUCAGCACAGCGAAUCAAUACGAGAAGCAUCUUGGUAAUGUCUCCGAAACCACUCUCGAGUCGUUAGACGCUUUGAUCACCCUUUUCGAUGCCUCCAUGCCCUUGACGCCGCUGCAACGCGAAGUUUUGAACAAGUCCUGCGAGAUUUCCUACCACAACAACGCGCCGUUGUACAUCGCUCUCAACAAAACCGACCUCGUCGAACCCAAAAUCAAACUGCUCGAUCUUUCCAACACACUUUCCGAGUGGAUCUGGCACAAGAAGAUGGAGAUGAUUAACAAGACAGCAAACCCGACGUUGGAGCAAUUGCAAUGGGAGAACGAAGAGCUGUUCAUGAUCUCGGCAUUACAAAGAGAUGAAACGGACGGGAUUCUGAAAUCUCUUUACAAGAAGGCGAAGCCAGGAGAGUGGAAGUUUAAAUCGCAGGAAGUAACGAAUCUGAGCCUGGAUGAGCGUGCUCACGAGAUUCAAAUUCCGUUCGAUUGGACGAUGCAAGCCAAGGGAUGGAACGAUGGAGUGUAUUGUGAAACGAUUUCUUUACCGGACGAAGCGCAGCUGAGGGCGCUGAGAGUGAUUAAGAAGCGUGUUGAGAAGACGGCAGCGAAUGAUUUGUCGAAGUUGAAGGGUGAACCAGUAAACGUAUCUGUUAGUUUAGAACUAUCCCAAAAUUGA